Xenopus laevis (African clawed frog) is the source of this 2311-nucleotide messenger RNA. RefSeq names its product endothelial cell adhesion molecule S homeolog (gene esam.S). The record is from RefSeq and is a predicted model, not a curated record. The transcript has 7 exons. Gene Ontology annotation, cellular component: membrane; plasma membrane; adherens junction. Gene Ontology annotation, molecular function: cell-cell adhesion mediator activity. Lineage: Eukaryota; Metazoa; Chordata; Amphibia; Anura; Pipidae. Gene Ontology annotation, biological process: homophilic cell-cell adhesion; cell-cell adhesion. The coding region runs from base 427 to 1743 and encodes 438 amino acids.
UCCUGACAGGAUGACUUGACUUCUUUCUGAAGCUGCAGCGCGUCUGUCACUCUCCACAAGCCUAAAUCAGGCACUUGCUCAUCAGUCCUCUCUCACUAGCUGCCGUCUCCCUAUCAGCCAAUGGCGGCGCUGCUCCGCUAGCGAUUCGCGCGUCACUGACGGCAGUUGUGCAGGUGUAGCGGGUGUUAGGGGCGAGUUAGCUGACACUUUGCUCAUUCACCCUACAGGGUGGGACCUGCACGACCACAAAGAUACUACACAGGGAGGGCUAGCCUGCUGACUGUCAGGAACUGUCAUUUGUCCGAGACGUUAACAUCCGAGCUACCAGGUGUCCCCUUUCCCUGUGAAAGGGCAAGAGAACGUGUCUGUGGAGGAACUGUCAGCAGCAGUGGAAUAUUUCUCAUAACCUCGACUCCUCGAGACACCAUGGGAAUGUCAGCAGGAUGGGAGCGCUGGCUGUCAGUGCUGGGCACGGUGUACUUGCUAAUAAAUUUUACUUGGGCACUUCUGGAAGUCCAUGUUGAGCAGACAACUAUAAUUGCUGUGCAAGGAAAAACCAUUGUUAUACCAGUUUGGUAUUCAAGUAGUUCUAAUCAGAAUCCAUAUAUCACAUGGCAUUUUGUGAGGGCACCCUUAAAGGAGAUUCAGAUAUUAAAAUAUUUGCAAGUCACCAGUAUUGAUGACACACAGUUCAAGAAUCGUGUAAGAUUUGCUGAACCCAUGCCUUCAAAGAAUAUCUCCAUUAUAAUUAAUAACACGCAGGAAAUAGAUUCUGGUAUCUAUAAAUGUUUAGUCAAUGUGCCUGAUGACACCAGCAUUGGAGGGGGAAACAGUGGAGCAAUAAAUGUCACUGUUAUAGUUCCUCCAUCCAUUCCCAAAUGCCAAAUACAAGGAACACCUUAUGCUGGGUCUAAUGUUACACUAACCUGCAAGUCUUCAGCUGGAAAGCCAGAACCAGGCUACUCAUGGAUUCGAUCAGCACCAACCAGACAGAUAUUUUUUCCUCCCAUUCAGAAUGCUGCAAAAGGAACUCUAAGCCUAAUGAAUCUUACACGUGACUCAUCAGGGACCUAUGUCUGCACAUCUAAAAAUAUAGCCGGGAGUUCAUCAUGCAACUUAACUCUGGAAGUGGCAUCAUAUUCCAGAACAGCUAUGAUUGUUGGAGCUGUUGUAGGAUCCAUUGUUGGAAUCUGCCUUGUAAUAGCAUUAUUGGGCGCGUUACUCUAUUUUUUCAGAAGAAAGAUAAAAGAGUCACAAGAUGAAAUAGAAAAUGAAAUCAAAGAAGAUGCUCAGGCUCCAAAAUCACUUUCUUGGGCAAAAGGCAAUGAAUCUGACAUCAUUUUCAAAAAUGCAACAUUGUCUUCAGUGAACACACAGCGAGAUCACAAACUAUAUCCAUCAAAAUCCCCUUCUGAAACAGCUUCUGUAAUCACUGUGGCAGGAAGCAACAUUGGCCAUAAGCAGAUUUACCCAAAUGAAAGAGGUGGAGUGAAAACCCCAACUCCAACACCCAGUUUAUCAAGCCAGUCUUUACCAACGUACAUACCUCCACAAAAUGGCAACUAUUUUCACCAUCCCAUCCCAACAAACCUAAACACUCUCCAAAAAACAAACGGAGUAGAACAAUCCGUUCCAAGGAGAGAAACGAAUUUGCCAUCUGGGGUCACACCUUCAAACCUUGUGAGAAUGGGAGCAGUACCAGUUAUGGUACCGGCACAAAGCCAAUCGGGGUCACUUGUGUGACCAAAGCCUGAGCACUUCUGCGUUUUUUAUGAUAAAUUUGAUCAAAUGUUUACAGGUUUUAUUACUCAUCAGGCUAUAUUCAGGAAAUAUAUAAAAGGGAUUGUUCAUGCUAGCAACAUCCCAAUCAACCUAAGAGUAUAACCUGUGGCGUUUGCAUGGCUGCUUCUUAGGAAGAACUGUACCAGAUUUUCUAGGAACAAACUGGAGUCCAUGCUUUUUAUGUCUUUCUGUUUUUAUAUAUUUAUACUAUUUUUGCACACUAUCUUCUUUACAUUUGCAACAGGAAUAUUUUUCUACAAAACCCAAAGGAGUUAAAUGAGCUUUUGUCUAUUAAGCAUUUUUAUAUUACAGUACAGUUUUUGCACCUAUUUAUUGAGGGUUUUUUUUUACUAUGAAAUGUGGUGCAAGCGAAUGUUACAGUUUAUAAAUGAAUUGCACAUUAAAGGUCUGGCUCCCAUAAGUUUUAAAUGGUGGUAUGGCACAUACAUAAUGAUGAUGAUGGUGAUUGCUAGUUACUACUGAGAAAACAUGUAACCCCUAUUUAAACAAUAAAUACUAGCUAAUCUUG